Messenger RNA from Diospyros lotus (date-plum), 1017 nucleotides. RefSeq lists its product as uncharacterized. The record is from RefSeq and is a predicted model, not a curated record. NCBI's taxonomy places the organism in Eukaryota, Viridiplantae, Streptophyta, Magnoliopsida, Ericales, Ebenaceae. Bases 1 to 1017 code for a protein of 338 amino acids. The transcript has a single exon.
AUGAGAAACGCAGCGGCGCGGGGACCGGUAUUCUCGCCACGGGACUUGACGUCGCCGUCUCCUGCGCCAUCUCCAUCGCCAUUGAGCGACGGGCACGGAAGCCUCCUGCAGUUCCCAGCAUUCCCAGUUCUCGACUCGGCCUUCGACGUUGUCACCUUGUCUCUAAUCGCCUCCCUUAUUAUCUUCUCCCUCGUCUCCCUCGUCUUCAUCCUCCAGCUUCGCCUUAAAUCCCGCACCUCUCAUCACCUCCAAGGCUUCAACUCCCUCUGGUUCGUCCGCCUCCUCUUCACCGCCUUCGUCGCCGCCUCCGCUUUCUCCGAAAUCCUUCGCCUCCCCUCCUUCCACCGAAGCCACCGCCUCUCGCAGCAAGCCAACCUCUGCAAAUUCCACGUCGUCCUCUCCCUCGGUUUCUUCCAGCCCGGCUUCCUUAUCUCUCUCCUGUUCCUCCUCAAUGUCUCCAUCAAAAAUAGAAACACAAACAACCAAUGGGCCAUCGGCGUUAUUUUCCUUCUUUGUUUACCCGUUCUGGUUCUUCAGGCCUUCUUCGUUUUCUUCUCGCCCUUGGAAGCGAACGUGCCAUAUGUCUUUUUCUCGAGCUCGCUUUUCUCCAUUGAUUCCUUUCACCACAAGUCGUUACUCUGCAUUUACCCGUUGUUUAGCACCAUAGUUUUCGCCGGGUUUGGGAUUACCCUCUCGCUGUGUUUCUUGUUCUCGUAUUGGAGGGUGGUUUCGCUGGUGAUCAACAAAGGCACCAGCUUUCGAAUCCACGCUCUGGCCUUCUCCAUCCUCAUUUCCCUGCCGAUGCAGGUGAUUUUUCUGGCCUUCUCCUCGUUCUUCCGGCCGGAAGAAGCCAUUUACAGCUGCUUCAUGUUGGGCAAGUUCGUCUGCGUUCUGUGCUGCGCUACCGUGGGCGAGAGUGUUUUGGUAAUUAAGCCCAUCACCGACGCGUUGUCCGCCGGCGGAGACUGCUGCCAGUGGGACGCCAGUGUCACGCCGCGGCCGAUGGAGGUUGAGUAA